Messenger RNA from Melopsittacus undulatus (budgerigar), 1401 nucleotides. Its product is annotated as EGF-containing fibulin-like extracellular matrix protein 2. NCBI's taxonomy places the organism in Eukaryota, Metazoa, Chordata, Aves, Psittaciformes, Psittaculidae. The record is from RefSeq and is a predicted model, not a curated record. Gene Ontology annotation, molecular function: calcium ion binding. Bases 58 to 1401 code for a protein of 447 amino acids. The transcript has 12 exons.
GGCGGGUCCUACCACCGCUCAGCGGGGGGAGGGGGGGGUCGGAGCGGAGCGGGGACCAUGGGGCUCUUCCUCUUCCUCCUCCUCCUCGCUCCCUUCGGUGCCCCUGUCCCGGAUGCGGAGGAGCCCGAGGAAUACACGGAAUGCACGGACGGUUACGAAUGGGACCCCGAGACUGAGCAUUGCAAAGACAUCGAUGAGUGCUCCCUGGGGCCGCCCCCCCCCUGCCGCGGGGCCAUGAAGUGCCUGAACCACUUCGGGGGUUACCUGUGUCUGCCGCGCUCCGCUGACGUCAUCGGCCCCGCCCCCUUGGCCCCGCCCCCUCCUCCCCUCCCCGACCGCGGGUUCUGCCCGCCCGGGUUCAGCCCCGCCCCCGACGGCACGUGCCAAGAUGUGGACGAGUGCUCGGGGCCCCCCCCCUGCCGGCCCAGCCAGGACUGCAUCAACCUCCCGGGGGGGUUCGAGUGCCGCUGCCCCCCCGGGUACCGGCACCAGCGCACGGAGUGCGUCGACGAGGACGAGUGCCGGUUCCGCUGGUGCCAGCACAGUUGUGCCAACUCCCCUGGAGCCUUUUCCUGCCGCUGCCAUCCCGGGUUCCGCCUGGGCCCCGACGGCCGCUCCUGCCUCGAUGUGGACGAGUGCUCCAUGGGUGCCCGUUGCUCCCAGCGCUGCCUCAACACCUUCGGCUCCUUCCGGUGCCGCUGCCGGAGCGGGUUCCUGCUGCAACCGGAUGGGGCCGGAUGUGAGGACGUGGACGAGUGCGCGGGGGGGGCCGGACUGUGCCAGCACCGCUGCCAGAACAGCCCCGGGGCCUUCACCUGCCUCUGCCCCCCCGGCUAUGGGGUGGAUGGGGUGACCUGCGUGGACGUGGACGAGUGCUCCGAGGGCACCCAUGGGUGCUCGGGGGCCCAGAGCUGCAUCAACACCUUUGGGGGGCAUCGCUGCGUCCCCCGCGAGCUCUGCCCUGCCCCAUAUGUGCCCCAUCCCAGCACCCCCCGGACGUGCGUGUGCCCCGGGGGGCUCCGCGCAUGCGCCCCCCGCCCGCGAUGGUUCCUCCCUCGGUUCUUGGCCCUCCCCAACGUCCCCGACCCCCCCCGCGGCCUGUUCCAGAUCCAGCGGCCCCCGGGGAGCCCACAGCGACUGCGCCUGCGCGGGGGACCCCCGGGAGCCUUCCGCCUGCGGGACCUGUCCAAUCAGAGCGCGCUCCUGGAGCUGACCCGCCCCCUCCCGGGGCCUCUGCACGUGGUGCUGGACGUGGAGCUGCUGCCCCCCCACGGGGCCCCGCCCCCUCCGGAGGCCCCGCCCCCCACAGAGACCACGCCCAUCCUCGAGGCCCCGCCCCCUCCCGGCCCCGCCCUGGCGCUGCUCCGGCUCCACCUGUCCCUGGGGGAGCACCCGUUCUAA